AUGGGAUUUCCUGUAAAUUGCCGUAAUAUCGCUAUACCCAGAGUUCUGCUCUACUUGGCAUCAGCCAUGUUGUAUAUAAAGACUGGAUUUUGUUGCUUUCUUUCUGCUCUUGGCCUCAGCGAACCCCCAGAGGAUGAGAUCUAUUUGUGGCAAGAACUACAACAAAUUCCCUCUGACAUUUCUGCAUCUUCUUCAGGUGAGAUGAUUAAAAAUAUAUUGCCUAUCAUUACAUUUAGAAAUGUUGCAGACAAGUUUGCUAAGAUUUCUGAGGAUUUUGUGUGCGCGAUAUGCUUGAGAUCUUUUGAAGAAAAUGACGAAAUCCGAGAGCUUUACAAUUGCUGCCACAUAUUUCAUAGAAAUUGUUUGGAUAAAUGGAUUGAUAGCCAUCAGGAUACCUGCCCUUUCUGCAGAUGCCCUCUGCUUCCACCGAUUGAACGUGUUUAUAAAUGA
Messenger RNA from Cryptomeria japonica (Japanese cedar), 450 nucleotides. Its product is annotated as brassinosteroid-responsive RING protein 1-like. The coding region runs from base 1 to 450 and encodes 149 amino acids. Lineage: Eukaryota; Viridiplantae; Streptophyta; Pinopsida; Cupressales; Cupressaceae. The transcript has a single exon. The record is from RefSeq and is a predicted model, not a curated record. Gene Ontology annotation, molecular function: zinc ion binding; ubiquitin protein ligase activity. Gene Ontology annotation, biological process: protein ubiquitination.